Molecule: messenger RNA, 1305 nt
Organism: Symbiodinium sp. CCMP2592
Lineage: Eukaryota; Dinophyceae; Suessiales; Symbiodiniaceae
Source: the annotation of a GenBank genome assembly
AUGUUUGACUGCUUCGGAUGCGGCGUCAGACAGACCGACCGCGACCGUGGUUCCUCAGAGGCCGAAUCCAACGAUCCCAGCACAACACCCUCUGAAGAAGUCACCGUGUCAUAUGAGCCAUCACACAAGAUGACAGCGGUCACACACACUGAUGAUCCGGAGUAUGACUUGCUAAAGCCUCACGAUCUCGUCCAGUUCCUCAUUGAUGCCAACAUACGCUUGGUAAGCCUGAGAUAUCUCAUGGACUUGCAUGCAGCUGGACGUCUUUGGCGGCGUCGACAGGAAGCGGAACAGGAAUUAGUUUCGAUGGACGAGAUCGAGAACCUGAAGCAGGCAACAUUCUGCCCGAGCCCCGCCCCUCUCAGGGGAGAUUUGGUUGGUUCUCGUCGCGGUGGAGCCUUUAAUCGCUCGAAUUCGGGCCAAAAUCCAGUGCGGAUCUACGCGAUCUCCCAUUGCUGGGAGGCACAGCAACAUCCGGACCCGUUUGGUUUUCAGUGCAGCAAGCUCGUUGGGUGGUUCGCGUCGGAUGGGGCAAGCAUUGAACGUAUAGGUUUCAUGCAUCCUGACUCAACGUGGUUGUUCAUAGACUACAUUUGCUUGCCACAGUACCAAAGGACAGAGGACGAACAAGUCAGUUUCAGCCGUGCCAUGAAGGCGAUGCACGUGCUCUACGCACAUGCAGCAAUCUAUCACGUAAUCCGCUUGGAAGACAUUGCACCCUCUCCGCAUUUCCCGAUGCCGAAGUUCAUUGAAAUCUAUUGUGAGAGCACCAGCAAAGUGGAGCUACGUCCCUUCGCCGAGUUGGCGCUGAACCGUGUCCCCUAUUCUCAAAGAGGCUGGUGCAUCGCGGAGGUUCAGUGGAUGAGCACCAAGGACAGCAUAUUUGGGUAUGCACCUCUGACUCCGGCCAUGUUCCAAGAGCGGGUGAAGCGUGGGCUUGAGGGCAGACAAGAUGGGCUGACAUUGAAGUUCACGCAUCGUGAUGAUUUACACAACGUGGUACGACUUCAAGAGGCAGUGUUUUUGAAGCACUCCCAGCGGCGGAAGAAGCUUGAGGCCUAUGAUUUGCCUCUACAGGAGCUGCAAGUUCUGGCUGAGACACUGCCCCAUUUCGUCAACUUGGAAGUUCUCAGGGUUGUUUGGCACGAGGCAGAUGUCGGCUUGUUUGACUCGUGCAUCGCAAUUCUAAAACCAGUAAUCGCGCGAUGCACAAGGCUGAGCGAAGCUACGGUUCUUGUUCUUGUUAUCAAUGAGAUAUCGGAUACUAAAGAGAUCUCCAGAUAUGCUGACCUCCUUCUAACGUGA